Tachysurus vachellii is the source of this 6712-nucleotide messenger RNA. RefSeq names its product ankyrin repeat domain 50-like (gene ankrd50l). The transcript has 6 exons. The record is from RefSeq and is a predicted model, not a curated record. Gene Ontology annotation, molecular function: protein binding. The coding region runs from base 1787 to 6076 and encodes 1429 amino acids. NCBI's taxonomy places the organism in Eukaryota, Metazoa, Chordata, Actinopteri, Siluriformes, Bagridae.
UGAGUUAUUAGUAUAAAUCAAGAUCUGUUCAUCAUUCAGUUGCAGCCUGAAUACUGAGGUAUAAGCAGCUCAGUAAAUACAGAACUGAUCUGAAAAAUCAAACUUGGUCGAUGGAGCAGUACUGAGGAUGGAUUUGAUCUCAGACGGUCACGGUUCAUUUGUCGGUGGAUGCCAUUGUGCAUGUCGGUGCGUGUCAGGAGCGCGUGGGAAACUUUGGGCGAUGGGAAUAUAACAAUGCGCUUUAACGUGCUGGACUGGUGCGGAAAAUAAAAGGCACGGGGAUUCAUCGAGUCAAGGCGGUGGAGUUAAUGCGAGAGCUGUUACAGUUCAAACGCACAGUGACUGUAAAUAAUCGGAACAAGAAACGGACCGAGAAGCAGGGCGAGACCGCUAGCGAUUCAUCGCGGCGCAUUGUGAUGACGGUACAAUGUUUCAUUCACAAAGAGUCACGAUCGAGCGUUUUCAUUUUUAUGAAUGAUUUCAAGGCUUCGGUCCUUGUCGAGUUUGUUUGUGCGCGUGCUUUUUUUAUGUAGUCGGUAGCUCGUGUAGUCCGCCAGGGUUCAGUUUAUCUGGAUAUGGAUGAGCCAGUAUUAAAAAGCAUGGAAACAAAACGGACAAACGUUUUCUUAAACUUGUGGAGAACUGUUCGCAUCGUGCUACAGCCCUUAAGCUCAUUUUCGCAAUUUAGUCGCUUAUAUACUUUAUAUUAGUUUAAAGAUUGCGUCGGAUUAGUGAUGGAAAAUGACGAGACUGAAGGGCGUGAUUUGCUCGCACGUGCAGGUGUUAAGGAAAGGUGUGUCUGGGUCCAGGAAGUGUGUUUACUUUUAUUAUUUAUUUCUUUUUUUUAUUUUUUUGCUGCAACUGUUGUUUCCUGGUAACUGGUGUUACAUGGUUCUUGAGUAGGGUAAACCUUUUUUUUUUAAUGAGCAGCAUAUAGAAAAUGUUAUUUUAAAAUACAUACUCAUGUAUAAGUAGCCUGUGCUUGAGAGUAAGAGAAGGAUUUCAAUAGUGGAACAAGGAAUAUACUUGGCUAUUCAGCUGUUCAGUGAAACACCUUUCUGUUUUAUGAACUCUGGUGAAUUGUAUGUGCAUGUGAGAUAUAUUUAGCGCAAAGAUCUACAGGCCUUCUUCGCUUCCUCUUCUGAUGCAAUCCAGAGAAAAGGGAAUGAUGGAAGCUUUGGCAUGCCUAUCUGAAGAAACUUUGACCCCAAAACAAGUCUCUCUCUCUCUCUCUCUCUCUCUCUCUCUCUCUCUCUCUCGCUCUCGCUCUCUCGCCCAUGCUUCUUCAUGCCCUGACAUGCCAGGAACAGGAGGGGAGGAGAUAAAGGAGAACAAGAAAAACCGGUGAGCAGCUGUGUGGCAGAGAGUGUGUGAAAGAAACAGAAGAGUCCAAUCCUGUCAGCAUAACUCCAAAGACGUGCUAAGAGAAAUAAGGGAGACCCACUAUCCUGGUGUAAACCAGUACAAAAAAAAAUAUAAGAAAUUAAUGGGACAUUAACAAGGAACGGAAUUUGGAUGCACAGAGCUCAUCUGAGAUCAAGUGAGAUGACAACUAGGUCCUAACUAAAGCAGAAUUCAAAUUCACCUUCAGCCAGACACCAUCCAAGGAUUUUCUUUUUUGGAAGAAAUUUCACCAUAUGACUUCAGCAUAAUUCAGCACGGUGUGAUUAUCAUUACAAAUGACAGAAAGAUGAACUGAAGAAUUUUUUUUUACCUUUGGACAUUGUACAUUGUGCAGCUUGAAUUGUAGUAUGGGGAAAGGCCUGACACCUUUUUUCUGGGCUAGAUGAGGGGCUGCAGGCCAAGCUUGCUGCAGGGCCGACGGUUCCACUGUCGGGAAUGGGCCCUGGAGAAGGUAAAGAGAUACCUGGAGGCAAGGAAUCAUGUCAAAAGGUCGCAAGACUCAUUCCAUCUCCCAUCAGGUGUCCUGGUAAUGGGGGGACCUGGUACAGGUAAGACAGCCUUCUGCACAGAGUUGGUAUGGCCCCAAUCAGAAGCAGGGAAAGCAAGCAUGCUGGCAUCACGGUGCUUGGCUUGGCACUACUGUCAACGGGAAGAUGCAGACAGCAUAGAAGUUUGGAGAUUUGUACUGGGCCUGGUGGAGCAGCUACGUAAGAGCCCUUCAUUGGCACCGAACUAUGGCAACCUUUUGACCAAUCCUGCUGUUGCUACCAGCCUAGAUCCUCUUCACUGUCAACGUGACCCAGAUGACACCUUUAAGAGGGCAGUAUUGGAGACCCUGCACUCCUUGCCCUCUCCAUCUGAGAGUCUUUACAUAGUGAUAGAUUCUCUGGAUUCUGGCUGUGGUGGGACUGUUGGAGUUGGUGAAAGCCUGACAACAGGGACUACAGGUACUCAGAGUACUUCAAUAGCAGAGCUCCUCCACAGACACCACCAAUACUUGCCACCGUGGAUUUUCCUGGUCUGUUCUGCCCGCAGACAGAAUAAGGCUGUAUGCAAGAUGUUCUCGGGUUUUCGAAAGCUAUGUCUAGAUGACUUGCGGAAACCUUUGGCUGUACAAGAUGUUCAGCAUUAUAUUCUACGGAGGCUAGACCAGGAGGGGACCCUGCGGCGGCAGCUCACACCAGAGACAGCUGACAUGCUUAAUUUGCUCCAUAUCAAGAGUGGUGGCUGCUUUCUGUUCCUUGAGCGAGUGCUGGAUGGUGUAGCAAGUGGUUUAGUAGGGCUCAGAGAAAUCCGAGACAUACCAGGUACACUAAAUGGUCUCUAUCUAUGGCUCUGUCAGCGACUUUUCCCCCGUAGACUCUUUGUCCACGUUAGGCCCUUACUGAACAUUAUUCUUGCCUCCCCACGACCCCUAAAUCUUGAGGAACUCUUCAGUGCUGCACAAACUAGGGAUGCUUGCUUAGUACAUGAGGACUUUCAGUCACAAAUGCAUGCCCUCAAAGCACUGAUAGUAGAUGGGCCAGAGGAGAGUAAGAUCUUGUUCCAUGGUAGUUUUGCAGAGUGGUUAACUGAUGUGAAGUACUGUACACAAAAGUUUCUGUGCAGUACUAAAGAUGGUCAUCUUUCACUUGCCAUGUCCCUAUCACUGAGAUCUAAAAGCCUUAAGACAGAAGAGGUAUGCCAAUUGGGCCAUCACCUCCUCAACAGUGGAAUACAUUCAGGGGAGCCAUCAUUGCUGGCACUAUGGAUGCUUUGGACUGGAGUUCCUACUCUUGGGAACUGUGGGAAGGGCCCAUCUGCCACUUUCUUUCAACAUUACAUUUCCAUGCAAACACCUGUGCUGGUUCAACAGGAUGUGCUUCAGCUUCUGAUGAAAAGUGGUGUUUUCCCCCCCACCUGUUCACUAGACAAUGGUCCUAGUGUGGGUGUACACUGUGUGGGUAAAGGGAGAGCAAUAGUGAGAAGGGCACUGCAAAGAGAGGACUCUGUGCGAGCACUUCUGGAUAGUGGGGUUAACGUAAACAGGACAGAUCCAUCAGAUGGACGAACUCUGCUCUCUACUGCAGCUCACAACGGGCUUGCAGAUAUAACUGCAUUACUACUGUGUCGUGGAGCAGACCCUUCUCUAAGUGACAACCAAGGACAAACACCUCUAACGCUUGCAGCCAGGCAGGGCCAUGUAGGUGUACUUCAGGUUAUUCUUGACUGGAUUCAGGAUCAAGAGUAUGGCAUGGUUCGAACAUUGCUGGAGCACGCAGAUGGUGAAGGAUGGACAGCUCUAAGAUCAGCCUCAUGGGGGGGUCAUAAGGAAGCAGUGAAGAUACUACUAGAGGUAGGAGCAGAGGUAGAUGGUUGUGAUCCUGAUGGGCGCACAGCUUUACGAGCUGCUGCCUGGGGGGGACAUGAGGAGAUUUUGCUGACUCUUAUUGGCCAUGGUGCUACAGUUGAUAAGAGGGACAAUGAAGGCCGUACUCCGCUCAUUGCUGCCGCCUAUAUGGGGCAAAAGGAGGCAGUAGAGAUAUUGAUGGAUGCUGGUGCAGAAGUGGAUCUGGCAGAUGGUGAUGGACGUACUGCACUCUCAGUAGCUGCACUGUGUGUGCCAUCAGCAGCAGGGGGGAGAGGACAUAUAGAGGUUGUGGGUCUGUUGCUGGAAAGGGGUGCUGAUCCAGAGCAUAAGGACAAAGAUGGAAUGACACCAUUACUCCUUGCCUCCUAUGAGGGACAUGAGGAAGUUGUAGAGCUUCUUCUGGAGGCUGGGGCUGAUGUGGAUGUGAGUGCUGGAACCUACCCCUCUGCUGUCACACCACUUCUUGCAGCUGCAGCCAUGGGCCAUGCAGGCACUGUGAACCGAAUGCUAUUUUGGGGUGCAGCAGUAGAUGGAAUUGAUGGAGAAGGUCGCACAGCACUCUGCUUAGCUGCUGCUAAGGGCAGCGUAGAAGUUGUGAGAGCCCUACUGGACCGGGGCCUGGAUGAGAAUCACAAAGAUGAUUUGGGCUGGACACCACUACAUGCAGCUGCCUGUGAGGGCCACAAGAGUAUUUGUACUGUACUCACAGAACAAGGUAGUAUGGCUAGAGUUGGUGAAUUGGACGUGGAGGGCCGGAUACCACUCAUUCUAGCAGCACAGGAAGGUCACUGCAGUACAGUUAGACUCUUGCUUGAUCGUAAAUCACCUAUUGAUCAUAGAGGGUAUAAUGGACACUCUGCUCUCAGUGCAGCUGCUCUGCAAGGGCAUGGGGAGGUGGUAGAACUGCUCUUGAGACGUGGAGCUGACAGUGAUGUUCGAGAUGCAGAAGGAAGACCUCUUCUGUACUUGCUAAUUCUGGAAGGCUGUUUGGAUAUAGCCACCUUGCUCAUAGAGAAAGGGGGUGUUCCACUAGAAUCAAGAGAUGCAGAGGGCCGUACAGCACUACAUGUAGCAGCUUGGCAAGGUGACCUAGAUGGGAUUGAACUGUUGCUCAGACAUGGUGCAGACCCUAAUGCACAGGACUCAGAGGGUCGACCACCACUGCAUUUUGUAGCAUGGCGGGGGAACAUGAGUGCUGGGAGAUUGCUGCUCAGAGCUAGAGGCAUAAAUGUUAAUCUAGCUUGCAAAAAACAAGGUGCCACAGCACUCAGUAUUUCUGCUCAGGAGGGACACACUGAAAUUGUGGCCAUGCUUUUGGAAAAUGGUGCUGAACCAGAUCUUGUGGAUUACUAUGGCCGCAGUCCAGUAAAAGUUGCAGGAAAGAGAGGUAAUUUUACCAUUGUCCGCCUGCUCGAAAGCUAUGGAGCAAAGCCAUUCCUUGGACACCUACCUUCACUCUGUGAAACUCCAGGCACCUCCAAUUCCUCCAUGCUGAAAACUCAGGUUUCCACCUGCUCUGUUGAGGGCUCUGUAAAUGGUGGCCCAGCAACUUUCUCCACCUCAUCAAACUCUUUGUCAGCCUCUUGCUCACCUGCUUCUACAGCUGAAAGAUUUAAUUCAGUUCCUGGUUCUCAGACAUCCUCCUCCACAUGCCACUCUCUGGCCACAGUACAGACCGUGCCUGCAGACACAUUAAGCUUCACACAGCAGAUUCAGCAGCACUCACUACCCCGCUGCCGCAGUCGGCCAUCUACCUUACCUUUACAUGACUUAAACCAUUCUAGCCUACAAAAAAGCACUGCAAGGAACAAGCAGAAAGCAGAUUCCAAAGAUAACCCUAUCAAUGCACAAUGCACAGUUCUUGAACUACAGGACUUGCAUGUUUCCCUUAAAGGUCUUGCGUCUCCACAAACUGUUGACUACAUCUUGAAGCCCCAUACUCCUCACUUGAUUGAGAAUGAGUUAGAAAACAGUCCCCUGAAAUUUGGAAGUUGCAAGUGGAACUCAGUAAUAUUGUCUCUAGGGUUGACACCAAACCAAGAGGGGGCUAUUAGACAGCCAAUAAAUAGAGACAGUCCACCUUUAGGAUAUCUCCCCAUUCAUCUUCAGUCUCAUGCACAAAAAGAGAGCUGGGAUGGCUUUAAAAAAACAACAAUGUCCCCAACAUUUGACCUGUCAUCCAUCUCUCCACAUGGUGCCUUACUAGAGGAAUCUGUGUUCAUCACAACCACAGACCCUCAGCUUAACCUCAAACAGGCCAUUAAAUUGCAGUUUGAGGGGCCAACCAGCGCAGCACUUUACAAGCGGGAAACACCACUCUAAAGAAACCCAUGAUAAUUAGGAGAUCAAGGAGGAGAGGGUGCUGUGGCUGUAAGGCACUCUGCGUAGUGGAGAACCAAAUAUGAAACGAGGCCAGCAUACCAAACACAAAAUAUCCUUUGACUCGCUUAAAAAUAUUGGGUAAAGUAGCAGCAAAGGAGAGGCAAAUAACUAAUGAACUUCAAAGGGCCUAUGCUGUGUAAUUUCUGGAUAUUUUUAUGACAAGUCACAAUGGAGAACUGCUAGCUCCCCCUCACUCAAACACUCACACAAUCACAGGAAAAUAUUCUUACAAACACAACAUGGGAAUAAGGUUGCAUACAGGAAAAUGUUAUUACAUAUGUGGUCAAAGAACAACAUGAAAAUGAAGAUAUUCUUAAUAUAUAGUAAAGUUUAUUUGUUUAUUUGCACAAGUACAACAUGGAUUUAUAUAAUGGCUCAAAUGGCUCAAGGUAAAGCAUGAAUAGUAUAUUCAUAGUAUAUGCAUAGUAAAGGGUGUCCCAUAGGUCCAGCAUCAUAUGGUUUAUUUUUAUAGUCUAUGAAGUACCUGAACAAGGACAAACCAAUCCAGACAAUUCAUCAUAUAGAACAAAGUGAAAUAUAAUACAUUGAGAAGGUUCUACAAAUAAAAGCAUAUAU